AUGUGGUGUCGACUAAGGGCUGGCUGCUGCUUGGCACCAGUCCUGGUGUUCGCUUUGACUGCAAUCACGCGGGCUUAUACUCUCAAUCCCAAUUCUACAGACUCAGUCAAAAUGGUUUCUAGACAAAUUGCAGACGACAUGAUCGACAAUUACUAUUUUGGCCACUUGCCGGGGAACCAACCGGGGAUACUACCAAAGCCAUAUUACUCAGUGAACGGCCGCGCAACAGGGUGGGAGGGAGGUGCUCUAAUGGGCGCUCUGAUCGACUAUUGGUACUACACGGGCGACACCAAGUUCAACAAGAUGACGAUGGAAGGUCUCCUCGCCCAAGUCGGCGAAGAAAAAGACUACAUGCCGGCAGCCCAGGCCUUCAACGAAGGUAACGAUGAUCAGGGCUUUUGGGGAGUGGCGGUUAUGGCGGCAGCAGAGUACAGGUUUCCAGAUCCGCCCCCGGACAAACCGCAGUGGUUGGCGCUCGCGCAAGCUGUUUUUAACACGCAGGCAUCGCGCUGGGACAUGGGCAACUGCAACGGCGGGCUGCGUUGGCAGGUCUACGACUGGAACAAUGGCUUCGACUACAAAAACACGAUUUCACAGGGAUGCUUCUUCAAUAUAGCAUCCAGACUGGCGCUCUAUACGGGCAACGCGACGUAUGCCGAGUGGGCAGAUCGGGCGUGGGACUGGAUAUGGGGGAUCGGCAUCAUCGACGCCGAGACGUGGUGGAUUCAGGACGGAGCCAAGAUCGCGGGCAACUGCACCGAUAUAACUCCAUACGUAUGGACCUACAACACGGGCGUCUUGAUGCAUGGCGUAGCGGCCAUGUACAAUUUCACGACCGGCGCAUCACGGCAGAGGUGGGCAGACCGGCUCGACAAGAUUGUGGACAUGUCCAAAGUCUUUUUCAACGGCACCAACAAAGACGUCAUGUCCGAAGUGGCUUGCGAGCCUGUCGGGCGAUGUAACAUUGACCAACAGUCUUUCAAAGCAUACCUCUCGCGAUGGAUGGCAGCCACGACAAAAUGGGCACCCCAGACCUCUGACCGAAUCAUGCCCCUGCUGAGAUCUUCGGCGGUCGCUGCAGCACAGCAGUGCACUGGCGGCGAUAAUGGCCGCAUGUGUGGUUUGCGGUGGAUAGAUGAAGGGCGAAAUGACGGGCUGUUUGGACUGGGCCAAAUGAUGGCAGCGCUCGAGGUCGUUAUAAGCGUCAUGGCUGUCAACUCGAGCGCGCCUGUGACAGACAACUCGGGCGGUACGUCGAGGGGCGAUCCUGGUGCUGGUGGUAGAGACAUUGGCAGGACCCGCUUCGAGUCUUUUGCGCCCAUCAGCUCAGCGGAUAGGGCCGGAGCGUACGUGCUUACUGUGGCCAGUCUGGUGAGUCUUUUUGCGGCUAUCGUGUUCAUGCUGCUUGACGAGACGGAGAAGAAGUCAUGGCCGGAGCGGUGGUCAGAGUUGCGCUUGUUCAUCGUGCAUGGAGGGAGGUCCGGUGAUGGCACGGCUGCUAUAGCAGCGGGAGGUUUGCUGCGCAAAAAGGACCCCUCAGUGAAGGAAAAAGGCAAGGCUGUCGAUUCUGUUGGUGAGAUAAAUAGAUCCGACAGUGAUGGAAAUACAGGGACGGGAAUCGCAGACGCCAACCGAAGCAAAAACGUCAACAGCACGCGGGUCUUGUUCAUAGACCCAGCCUCUGCCAGACAAGCCCCUGACAGCGGACCUGCUCCUGAAAAAGGAGCAGGGUUUCGAAGGUCUGCCACCCAGCAAUUGGAGAGGGCAGGGCCAAAAGCAAAGCGCAACUCACUUAAGAAGUCGGCAACGCCGAACAGUCAAAGACAGUCCAGAGUGUCGGCCUAG
Molecule: messenger RNA, 1845 nt
Organism: Pyricularia pennisetigena
Lineage: Eukaryota; Fungi; Ascomycota; Sordariomycetes; Magnaporthales; Pyriculariaceae
Exons: 3
Coding region: 1-1845 (614 amino acids)
Biological process (GO): carbohydrate catabolic process; fungal-type cell wall biogenesis
Molecular function (GO): mannan endo-1,6-alpha-mannosidase activity
Source: RefSeq, a predicted model, not a curated record